AUGGGUGACCUAGCGGAACGGAACCAAAUGACUUCCAGUUCAAUUCCCUCUAAAACUGCUGAUCAGUUGCUAUUGUUACCGGAAGAUAGUGCCUGUUUUACCCCGAAUACAUCGAUCGAAUCAUAUACUGAUUUUUCGGGUUUUUAUUUUGCCACAAAAACGCAUAAGAUUCCUGAUAUGAAACAGAAGCAACCAAAUAGUUGUGCUGCUGGUGAUCUCGCUGAGAAUCAUCUAUGGAUAUCUGAUAGUAAAUCAGGCUACAGCUUAUUUGAAAGCGACUAUGAAAUUUGGACAGAAAACGACUACGAGUUUCCGAACUGGAGCUGGCCUUAUGCUUCGACUUCAAAACCGCCUAAGAGGAAGAUGGAUAAAAAGCUACACGCCUCAUCAUCCUUCUACCAUGUUCUUGAUAUGAAUACAGAAAUCGGUAAAAUGAUUACCUUUAUAUUUCAAAUAUUAUAG
Molecule: messenger RNA, 462 nt
Organism: Thelazia callipaeda (thelaziosis nematode)
Lineage: Eukaryota; Metazoa; Nematoda; Chromadorea; Rhabditida; Thelaziidae
Source: the annotation of a GenBank genome assembly